GGCAAGCUUCUGGCAAAAUCCGAUUAGUACAGCGGCAACACCCGGAAACCCUCCCCAAGUCGUCCAAACGAGACGUUGUAGCCGUCCUCGAUCGAGUCAAGACCCUCAAGAGGUAUGUUUCCGUGUCGUUGUCGUCUGCAGAUAUGCUGGAUGGAUCUGCAUUUCUGUCAGAAACUCUAGCUUGGAGAAAUCCAAAUGGAAAUCGAUGGAUGCUUUCGCCUUGAUUGGAUGUAUGUUGACCUGCCGAGUCACUAACCAUCUUGCAUUGCAGCCUGCAACAUGGGCGCAUACAAAUACAUCAGCGAGUUGUACAGAAAAAAGCAGUCUGAUGUGCUGCGUUUUCUCCUCCGCGUCCGAUGCUGGGAGUACCGCCAAUUGAAAGUCAUCCAUCGUGCUUCUCGCCCUUCUCGCCCUGACAAGGCUCGUCGUUUGGGAUACAAGGCCAAGCAGGGCUACGUUAUCUACCGUGUCCGCGUCCGUCGUGGUAACCGUAAAAAGCCCGUGCCAAAGGGUGCUACCAACGGCAAACCUGUCCGUCAGGGUGUCAACCAGUUGAAGCCCCAGCGCAGUCUCAGGAGCACCGCUGAGGAACGUGUUGGAAGGCGUUGCGGAAACCUGCGAGUCCUGAACUCGUACUGGGUAAACCAGGACGGCGUUUACAAGUAUUUUGAAGUUAUCCUUGUGGAUCCGAGCCACAAAGCUAUUCGUCGGGAUCCCCGUAUCAACUGGAUCACCAAGCCAGUGCACAAACGCCGCGAAGCUCGUGGUCUCACCAGUGUAGGGAAGCAGAACAGGGGAUUGGGCAAGGGCCACCGCCACAACCACGCUCCUGCUCGCUCGACCUGGAAGAAGCACAAUACCCUCUCUCUUCGCCGCUACCGGUGAUUUACUUGCGUAUUUCCUGUUGUUUUGCCAUUAUAUUACUUCAUGCUUGCUAUGCUUGUAUGACCAUGAAGCUUCGCCAAAAGGAUAUCAUGUGCUCCUACAUAUUUUAAAAGAACUUUCAGCACAACAGCUGUGUCAGCUCGGCAUAACACCCCUUUAGAAUAGCUAGGCAAUAUCAGGAUGACGAUUACGUUGCAAACCGGCAUUCCCGGCACGUAAUACUACGGAUCUUUUUCAAUGAUGCCAUGCAUUCGCCUCGUGCCCCCGGAUCACAGCACUGUGAGAAGCCUAUGGCUGCGGUAUUUCAUUUAC
This is a messenger RNA of Suillus paluster, 1197 nucleotides long. Its product is annotated as ribosomal protein L15e. The record is from RefSeq and is a predicted model, not a curated record. Lineage: Eukaryota; Fungi; Basidiomycota; Agaricomycetes; Boletales; Suillaceae. Gene Ontology annotation, molecular function: structural constituent of ribosome; RNA binding. Gene Ontology annotation, biological process: cytoplasmic translation. The transcript is spliced from 5 exons. Gene Ontology annotation, cellular component: cytosolic large ribosomal subunit; ribosome. The coding region runs from base 280 to 885 and encodes 201 amino acids.